Amborella trichopoda is the source of this 1816-nucleotide messenger RNA. It is a transcript of the gene SYP32, whose product is annotated as syntaxin of plants 32. The record is from RefSeq and is a predicted model, not a curated record. NCBI's taxonomy places the organism in Eukaryota, Viridiplantae, Streptophyta, Magnoliopsida, Amborellales, Amborellaceae. Gene Ontology annotation, biological process: endoplasmic reticulum to Golgi vesicle-mediated transport; vesicle fusion; intracellular protein transport. Gene Ontology annotation, molecular function: SNARE binding; SNAP receptor activity. Gene Ontology annotation, cellular component: endomembrane system; SNARE complex; Golgi membrane.
GUUGAGUGUAGUUUUUUGUCAGGUCCCCCUUGUGAAUUGAUGGCACGUUAUUUUUCCUCGCGGUGGUGGCGUUGAGGAACAGACCGAGGUGUCCCUCCCCUCUUCAAAAGGGACGAGUGCAGCAAAACCAACAACACCGUAUAUAACAUAACAUAAUAGCAUCACACUUCUUCCAAACUGCGUGCCCCGUUAUCAUUUUUUCGUGAGCAGGCGAUGAUACUAUGCCCUAGAUUUUGCCGCCAUUGUGUGUAUCCUACCAUUUUGCAUCAGAUCUAUUGUCUCAGCUUCCUUCCUUCUGAAGAAGACCCUUCUGAAUUUAAGACAUUAAAUCUGUGGUUCCGAUCUGGCGUUUUGGUCCCACGGUCUCAGCAGCGACAUAAUGGCGGUUUCUUACCUCUAUCUUAUAUUCAUCUGAAUUGUUUCAGCCAUGCGUCCAUCUGUUGAUUUUUAGAUUCUAGUGUGAGAAACUGCAGCUUUUUGUGUCUUGUUUGAACUUGCGGAGAGAGGAUCCUGAUUUGAGAAAUUGUGAUGAAGUCUUCUCAGUCUUCUUACCGUGAUCGGACGGCAGAGUUCCAUACAGUUGCAGAGCGGCUGAAGAAGUCGUUCUCUUCGGUUCCUGAUGCACCUGCCAGCAGCAGUUCUUCGAAGGUGGAGGCGUCCAGAUCUGCAGUCUCGAUCCAGUCAGAGUUUAACAAGAGGGCGUCGAAGAUCGGCUUUGGCAUUCAUCAGACAUCUCAGAAGCUUUCAAAGCUCGCCAAAUUGGCAAAGCGAACAUCAGUUUUUGAUGAUCCCACUGUGGAGAUACAAGAGCUGACAGCAGUUAUCAAACAGGAUAUUACUGCUUUAAAUUCCGCUGUUGUGGACCUGCAACUUCUUUGCAAUUCACAAAAUGAAAGUGGGUCUAUCUCCAAGGACACUACCAACCACUCGACUACGGUUGUGGAUAAUUUGAAGAACCGCCUGAUGAGCGCAACAAAAGAGUUUAAGGAGGUUUUAACCAUGAGAACUGAGAACCUGAAGGUUCAUGAAAACAGAAGGCAACUCUUUUCUUCCACUACUGCAAAGGAUUCGGGGAACCCCUUUGUCCGGCAACGCCCUUUGGCAGGAAGGCCUUCUCCUUCCUCAAGUGCUGCUCCCCUUCCUCCAUGGGCAAAUGGCUCAACAUCACCAUCAUCAUCUUCAUCGUCAUCAUCAUCGUUACAACUAUUUCCACGGAGGCAAAGGAAUGGGGAUCCCCCCACACCAACUCAAACAUUUGGACAGCAGCAGCAGCAGCAGCAGCAGCAGCAAAUGCUUCCUUUACAAGAUAGUUAUAUGCAGAGCAGAGCGGAAGCUCUGCAGAAUGUGGAGUCCACCAUUAUGGAGCUGAGCAAUAUCUUCACCCAGUUGGCCACCAUGGUCUCACAGCAAGGCGAGCUAGCUAUCAGGAUUGACGAGAACAUGGAUGAUACAUUGGCUAACGUGGAGGGAGCACAAGGGGCACUACUCAAGUACCUCAAUGGAAUAUCCUCCAACCGGUGGCUUAUGAUCAAGAUAUUCUUUGUAUUAUUAAUUUUUUUGAUGGUUUUCCUAUUCUUUGUGGCAUGAAUGAUUUAAAUUCAUCCCUACUUGAGGAAGUAUUUUGCAUUUCUUUUUUGUGGUUCAUAGUUGCUGCAAUUGUAAUCCCACCUGACAGUCUGACAGUGUGCUGUUGGGGGGGUGGCUUAUUGUAUAUCUCUGGAAUUAGCUACUUGCAAUUGUAACCCCAAUUGACAGUAUGACACAUAGGGUUGGGCGUGCACCUCAUAGUAUAUGUCUUGAAUGUGUCUUUCAUGGA